Molecule: messenger RNA, 1739 nt
Organism: Carassius auratus (goldfish)
Lineage: Eukaryota; Metazoa; Chordata; Actinopteri; Cypriniformes; Cyprinidae
Product: histone-lysine N-methyltransferase set-1-like
Exons: 5
Coding region: 1107-1739 (210 amino acids)
Biological process (GO): regulation of DNA damage response, signal transduction by p53 class mediator; regulation of transcription by RNA polymerase II
Cellular component (GO): polytene chromosome; nucleus
Molecular function (GO): protein binding; histone H4K20 methyltransferase activity; transcription regulator activity
Source: RefSeq, a predicted model, not a curated record
AACCCGGGAAAAAUUUUUUUUUGGCGGGAGCCGUGACGAGUUGAGUUCGUCAUUCGCGCGAGGAGACAGAUCGUCAGAGAGGUAAGUUCACUAGCUUGUUUUAUAAACUCUUAUCUUUUCAAAUUGUGAAACUUUGACCAAAUAAACAAAUGAUUGAUAGCUACCUAGAUAUACAGACCAGCAAAUGACUACAUCUGGUGCUCGCCUAUAGUAUGAAGACGACGAGUAACGAACGUUAUUUAGGUGAGCUAAAUUAGCGUUAGACCGAAGCCAAUCGUUAGGCCUGUCAUAAACAAUAUUAUUGUCAUUUUAAGACAAUUUUGUGCCACUUAGUAUUUAAUCAUAAUAUAAAAGCAUAAUAAUAAAAUUAGGCAUAACGUUAUACACUUUAAAAAGACAACAACCAUUUAAUUAUUUUGAUAAGUGGUGUCAAAAAAACACUGAAUGAAAAAAAAAACUUAAAUAAAGAGUAAAUAAUCAUUGUAAAAUAAUAAUACUAAUAAAAAAGCGCAAAGUACGUUACAAGUAGAGAAGAGAAAAGGUGCACACUAUUGCUGAGUUAAGUUAGCGGGCAGAUGUGUGUCUGAACGAGCCUCAGCGAGACUGAUCUGAUAAUAAAACAGGUUUUUUAUGUGCACCAUUUUGCGCUGUGACGUAUUAACUUGCUCAAGAACAGUGGAUUGCGGCUUUGAAAUCGAGCGCAUUUAGAUUUGUUCUGUAACGUUAGUUGUCAUGAAAACACGAUGGCGUGUUCUUCAGCUUCUGUAGGGCGCUGUGUGUUUGAAGGAGAACACAACACCACAGCGCGAUCUGCGAGAUGUGCUGCCACUCAUUAUCAUAUAAACAUACUGGGCGAAGGAUUGCGUCACCAGACGGUUUUGAGGUCAUGUAGAUAUUGUGAGUUAUGUCGAUAUAUUAUUGAUUAUUGCGACAGGCCUAAUGCUCGCUAGUUGCAGAUAAUUUGAGAAAAAUCGAUUCUCAAAAAUGUCGACAGAACAACCGCAUGCCUUUUUCAACAUUUAUAACCCUACUAAAUUUUGAUUAAUAUGUAUUCUUUAGUCAAUUUUUUAUUUGAGAAAUACAUGUUUCGUGUGUAAUUAGCAAGCAUGAUCAAGUUGAAUUUAAAUGUAUUACUGCAUGUCAUGUCUAAACGGAAGCGAUUUAGUCCUGUGGAGGAUGCCACUGCACACAUUCUGUCUGGCAAAGACAAACCAUGCCUUGAGGAGAGAUUCAUUAACUCUCAUAAAGGUAGAGGUGUGUUUGCUAGCAUGUCCAUUGACAAAGGAUGCUUCAUUCUUGAAUACCGUGGAGAGUUACUUUCCCAAGAGGAGAGCCAAACAAGACAGAAUAGAUACAAUGAAACAGAAAAUACCUUCUUGUUUGAGUUUGAUUGGAAUGGAAGGCAAUGGUGCAUUGAUGCCUCAAAAGAAGAUGGUUCACUUGGGAGACUAGUGAACGAUAAUAACAAGACUCCUAACUGUAAAGUGAAAAAAAUUAGUGUUGAAGGUAAACCACAUCUGUGUUUGUUUUCGGUUAAGGCCAUAGCUUCAGGAGAAGAAUUAACAUACAACUAUGGAGAUUCAGACUGGCCAUGGCGUACUCAGUUGAACCAAGCAGUCCCUCACAAUGAGGAGAACAUACCAUCAGAAGACAGUACACAUUUUCCUGACAAAAUAAACUGUCCCAAGCCAGCUGAACAGGUAUUUUGGUUUAAGUCCAGCUCUUCAUCUUCUGAUUAA